Messenger RNA from Staurois parvus, 592 nucleotides. Lineage: Eukaryota; Metazoa; Chordata; Amphibia; Anura; Ranidae. The record is from the annotation of a GenBank genome assembly.
CCUCCCACCGCUCCAGCGUCUGGUUUCCAUGGGGACCCUCGCCGGGCUCACCCACGCGUCACUUCCGGGGAACUUACGCCCCAAAAGAUGGCGGCCUUGUUGGAGGACAGGAAUCUUCAGAAUGUGCGGCGCCGGUUUGAGCAGCAGGCUGAGUCCUUCCUGAGGGAGGCCGAGGUGGCAGAGGCCGAUGGUGAUGAAGAUGAAAGGAAAAAACAAAAGCCUCUUCCUAGAGUAAACAUCCAUUCAGCGUUUUGGAUAUUGGCGGCAGUUGCUGUCACACACUACGUUGACUUCCUGCCGGUUGUCCUACUAAACUUACAAGAAGGAUGGUACAUGGCUUCUGGUGGGCACAGUGUCUCUGGCUGUCAGUAUGUCCAUUGCUCUCUAUUGCAUCAUUUAUUUGGAAUGGUAUCGUGGGAUUUGUGAUUAUGAUGCCAAGUAUCCGGGGCUUGUACCUGUUGCAAUUCUAACUUUCCUAGUAGCUGCAGUAUGUUUCAAUGUUUCCUUAUGGCCGGUGUGGUCCUUUUUUACACCACUGAUACUGUUUACACAGUUUAUGGGUUUUGUCAUGCUGGUCUCACUGCUUGGAUGA